Molecule: messenger RNA, 957 nt
Organism: Pteronotus mesoamericanus
Lineage: Eukaryota; Metazoa; Chordata; Mammalia; Chiroptera; Mormoopidae
Gene: GCHFR
Product: GTP cyclohydrolase I feedback regulator
Exons: 3
Coding region: 143-397 (84 amino acids)
Biological process (GO): negative regulation of biosynthetic process
Cellular component (GO): nucleus; cytoplasm
Molecular function (GO): GTP cyclohydrolase binding
Source: RefSeq, a predicted model, not a curated record
GCGCACUGCGGGUUGGCAUCGCCAGAGGCCAGAACCUGAGUAACGGGACUGGGGUAGCGGGUCGCAGUCCGGGAGCCCAAGGGGCUGGCGUCGGUGUCAAGCCCAAAGCCCACGUUGGGAGCGUAGCCGGAACGCGCGCACCAUGCCCUACGUACUCAUCAGCACCCAGAUCCGCAUGGAGGUGGGCCCCACCUUGGUGGGCGAUGAGCACUCGGAUCCAGAGCUGAUGCAGCAUCUGGGGGCCUCAAAAAGAGGCGUCCUGGGAAACAACUUCCAAGAGUACUAUGUCAACGACCCUCCUCGAAUAGUCCUGGACAAGCUGGAACGCAGGGGCUUCCGUGUGCUGAGCAUGACAGGCGUGGGUCAGACGCUGGUGUGGUGCCUGCACAAGGAGUGACCCCCACAAUGAGCAGUGCAGGGCACCCCAUCUUUGGUCGCCAGGGGCCCCAAUCCCACCCCUCACCUCACUCACUGCCCUGCCCCUCUCUUUGCAAACUGUCAUUUUUCCUGGACCCAGCAUCGCUGGGCAGGGAAUGGCCUUCUUUGAAACCUGCCUCAGCAGGGGGCAGGGAGAGCAGGCCCCUUGCCCUGGUGCUCCCAGCCGCCCCUCCACCUUCUGGCCUGGCUUGAGGGUCCUGGAGGAGUCUAUGUUCCUGGGUGGGCUGAGCGGCUGGCAAGAGCCAGGCUGGCCUUGGCCGAGAGCGAUGGCCCCAGGACUGUGCAGCUAGUUCAAGCCAAUAAAGGGCCACGAUGAGUGGUUGAUCCUACGCUCCUCACGUGCAGGGACUCUCACCAAGCGGAGUGCCUUCCUGAGGAUCUGCCCGCUGCUGGGAGGGCCAGCCAGCCUGGGCAGGGCCUCUGAGGCAGAGCCCGGCGACCAGGGCCACACUUGGACAGGCCAGCACCCUACCCUUAUGUAUGCAAUACAGGCAGGCUUUUAAAAAAGAAAAGUUUAUU